AUGCAGGGUUUUGAUAUUGAUUUCAGUCCCUUCCGGUGCGUUUUCAACUACCAUCCUGCGAUUCUCCAUUCAUAUGAAUUCAGUGACGAUGAGACAGAAACAUGUGAGGAUUUGCUCAAGAGACUUGCUCAGGGAUCCCUUGAUGAACACAAUGACAAAAAUGGCACAAGAUUUGAGUUUGUCAAAAUCGUUAAAGCCAAUUAUCACUUUGCUGCUGCGAUUAUGUAUCUCAUAACAUUUCAAGUUAAGGAUCCUUAUGAUGACAAGAUUAAACUCUUCCAAGCAAGGGUACUUCACGCUGACGGUAUCAGGACUGAGUAUGUCUUCUGCAGGCCUAAACCCAAUCAAGAAGGUAUACAACUUUCCUCUUAA
Messenger RNA from Capsella rubella, 372 nucleotides. RefSeq lists its product as uncharacterized. The record is from RefSeq and is a predicted model, not a curated record. The transcript is spliced from 2 exons. Bases 1 to 372 code for a protein of 123 amino acids. NCBI's taxonomy places the organism in Eukaryota, Viridiplantae, Streptophyta, Magnoliopsida, Brassicales, Brassicaceae. Gene Ontology annotation, molecular function: cysteine-type endopeptidase inhibitor activity.